Molecule: messenger RNA, 8556 nt
Organism: Castor canadensis (American beaver)
Lineage: Eukaryota; Metazoa; Chordata; Mammalia; Rodentia; Castoridae
Source: RefSeq, a predicted model, not a curated record
UGCAGCCGCGGCCCGGAAAGUUUCCUUUUAGGCCCGAAUUGGGGGCUGCCCUGUGCGUGGGGAGCCCCGGCUCUGGGUCCCGGGCCCCCGGAGGGCGCGGGGGAGAGCACUCGGCUAUUUUGAAACUCUUGGCCAGUUCCGUCCAUUGAAGUGUAGUAAACUGAAGUUUCCAAAUCUCAAUUUCCCGCUUUUCAAGGAUAGGAUGUUUCCUGUGGCUAUGGCUUAACCUCCUCCUGUUUGUCCUUUAGUGUUCAAGUUGAAAUGUUAAUGGAGCCUUCCACCCCCAUCCUCAGUGUGGGCUGGGUUUAUGCUCUUUAAAGGUGUGGAGUAUGAAAUUACAGAUGGCAAUUAGACGCCGUGGCAGUGAAAUGAGCAUCUUUCUGAAACAAGAAUCAAAGAACAGUAAUGGCAUGCAGAGACUCCACGUGGAGAUGAGAAAACUGAGAUUCAGAAAGGUUAAAUGAUUUGUUCAAGAUAACACAACAAUCUGCUUCAUCUUGAUUCAGCAGCAUUCCAAACUGUGGUAUUUUUGGGGUUCUCUUAACGUUGCUAUGGUGCAGAAGAUUUAAAAUCAGCUGAUGUUCACAAGGAAUAGAGUCACGUGAUGUAUGAAGGGAAACAUAUACACUUCUCUGAGGUUGACAAUAAGCCCUUGUGCUCAUAUAGUCCCAAACUGUGCAAGCAACGGCGUCUCAACGGCUACGCUUUCUGUAUCAGACACGUUCUGGAGGACAAGACUGCCCCCUUCAAGCAAUGUGAAUAUGUGGCCAAGUAUAACAGCCAGCGCUGCACCAACCCCAUCCCCAAAUCAGAGGAUCGCAGGUACUGCAACAGCCACUUGCAGGUACUUGGCUUUAUCCCGAAAAAAGAGAGGAAGAAAAAGAAUGAUCCUAUAGAUGAGGUGAAGGUCAGGCACCAGAUGGAUACCAUGGCCUUUAGCCUGACAGUGCCCACGUUGGCUUUGAAGAUGCCUAAUGGACUGGAUGGCAUGUCCCUCUCUCCACCUGGGGCAAGGGUCCCUCUCCACUACCUGGAAACUGAGCUGGAAGACCCAUUUGCUUUUAAUGAGGAAGAUGAUGACCUAAAGAAAGGGGCAACUGUGAGAAAGAAGUUGCAGAGCAAGUUGGCCCAGAAUCGGCAGCGUCAGAGAGAGACAGAGAUUUUAAAAAUUCGGCAAGAGCACUUUAGUCCCCCUACUGCACCUUCACAGCAGCAGCCUCCGCAGCAGCACUCCCACCUGUCACCUUUAUCCACUUCUUUAAAACCUCCAGCGCCACUGCAGGGUUCAGUCUGCAAGUCACCUCAACCUCAGAACACCAGCCUACCAGUGCAGGGAGUGGCCCUCACCACACACACUAUAGCACAAGCAAGGCAGUUGUCUCACAAGAGACCUCUGCCCCUUCUGCCAUCCAGUAGGGCUCCCAUCUCAGACCCACCCAGGACUGACCGGGUCCUCAUGAAAGCCACCGCCUUCUCUCCACAUUUCUCUUGCAUAAGUCGACUGCAGAGACUGGUGAAACUGUGCACUCAAAAACAUCAGUUGGACACUGAUCUGUUUCCCCAUUUAGGGUUGGACUGGUCUGAAGAAAGCGGAGAAGAACUGGAGGACUCAGAGCAGGCCUCACCAUAUCAGGUUGCAUGGUCCAUCCGAGAAACCCUCAGAUACGAAAGAAACAUGUCAGGUGACGAUGAUGCGGAGAGUAGGAGCUCCAGGGUGACCCAGCUUUGCACUUACUUUCAGCAGAAAUACAAGCACCUCUGCCGCCUGGAGCGGGCAGAGUCUCGUCAAAAGAAAUGCCGGCAUACGUUUAGGAAGGCGCUGCUGCAGGCGGCCAGCAGGGAACCUGAGUGCACCGGCCAGCUGAUGCAGGAGCUUCGGAGAGCUGCAUGCAGCCGGACCAGCAUCAGGCGGACCAAGCUGAGGGAGGUGGAGCCAGCAGCAUGCAGUGGGACCGUGAAGGGUGAACAAUGCACUAACAAAGUCCUUCCAUUCACCAGACAUUGUUUCCAACAUAUCCUCUUGAACCGCUCUCAGCAGCUCUUCUCUAGUUGCACCGCCAAGUUUGCAGAUGGGCAGCAGUGCUCUGUGCCAGUUUUUGACAUUACACACCAGACACCUCUGUGUGAAGAACAUGCCAAAAAAAUGGAUAAUUUCUUGAGAGGAGAUAACUCCCGUAAAGUUCAGCACCAGCAGCAGAGGAAACCCAGGAAAAAAACCAAGCCUCCUGCACUUACCAAAAAACACAAGAAGAAGAGAAGGCGUGGACCUCGGCGGCCCCAAAAGCCCAUUCCCCCUGCAGUCCCCCAGGGGAACCUCAGCAUGCCCACCAGCGUCUCACUGCCAGUGGAGACCUCCCAGAUCCGGAGCCCGUCCACGCCCGAGCUGAGUGCCGAUGAGUUGCCGGAUGACAUUGCCAAUGACAUCACCGACAUUCCACAUGACUUGGAACUGAACCAGGAGGACUUUUCAGAUGUCCUGCCACGGCUACCUGAUGACUUACAAGAUUUCGAUUUUUUUGAAGGGAAGAAUGGAGAUCUCCUCCCGACGACUGAAGAGGCCGAGGAACUUGAACGGGCCUUGCAGGCUGUAACCUCUCUUGAGUGCCUGAGUACCAUUGGGGUACUUACCCAGUCAGAUGGUGUGCCAGUCCAGGAGUUGUCAGACAGAGGAAUGGGGGUGUUCUCCACAGGUACUGGAGCUUCAGGAAUCCAGUCCUUGAGCCGAGAAGUGAGCACGGACCUAGGGGAGCUACUGAAUGGGCGUAUAGUACAUGAUAACUUUUCUAACCUAGAGCUGGACGAGAACCUGCUCCGUUCUGCUACCUUGUCUAACCCACCUACACCCCUGGCAGGGCAGAUCCAGGGGCAGUUCUCUGCCCCAGCCAGCGUUGGCCUUACUUCUGCCACUCUGAUCAGCCAGAGUGCACUUGGGGAGAGAGCCUUCCCAGGACAGUUUCAUGGACUUCAUGAUGGCAGCCAUGCCUCCCAGAGGCCACUUCCUGCCCAGCUGCUGAGCAAGGCAGAUGACCUAAUCACCUCCCGACAGCAAUACAGCAGUGAUCAUUCACACUCCUCACCCCAUGGAAGCCAUUAUGAUAGUGAGCACGUGCCGUCUCCCUACAGUGACCAUAUCACCUCUCCCCAUACGACAUCUUACUCUGGUGAUAAUAUGGCAGCUACCUUUUCAGCAGAGAUGCCCAUCAUGGCACAGCAUUUGCUCCCAACCCAACUUGAGGUGCCACUUGGAGGAGUGGUAAACCCUAGAACUCACUGGGGUAAUCUCCCUGUCAACCUUGGAGACCCCUCUCCAUUUAGCAACCUUCUUGGCGCAGAUGGACAUCUUCUUUCCACUUCCCUAUCCACGCCACCCACCACAUCGAACUCAGAGACCACACAGCCUGCCUUCGCCACAGUGACCCCCAGUAGCUCCAGCGUGCUUCCGGGGUUACCACAGACCAGCUUCAGUGGCAUGGGGCCUUCUGCUGAACUAAUGGCCUCCACCUCUCCCAAGCAGCAACUCCCUCAGUUCAGCGCAGCCUUUGGCCACCAGCUGAGUUCUCACAGUGGCAUUCCUAAGGACCUGCAGCCCAGCCACAGCUCCAUAGCCCCUCCUACAGGCUUCACAGUAACAGGUGCCACGGCUACAAGUACCAAUAAUGCAUCUCCUCCCUUCCCCUCCCCAAAAUGAGCAGACCUGUGCUGGCAGGCAGGUGGGGAAACCCGUGUUUUCUAUCUUUGUUUCCUCUUUCACCCCUCCACCCUAUUCCUAAAGAAGAUUUAAAAAGGAUGGAUGGGGAUUAGAGGGGCUCCCCCUUCCAGUUCAACAAGUGGCCGUGCAGUGGACCUCGCUUCAGUGUUCACGUGUGCUCCUUAGCACUGGUGCUCAUUUUCUCCUGGCAGGUCCUCUUGGCCCGGUAGUUUUCUUGGUGGUUCAGCACAGUGACUGGAUAGGAUUGAUUUUUUUUGCAGGAAGUCCUAGAAGUGGAAGAUACCUCAGAUUACCAGUGCCCUUUACUAUUUCCUAGUGUGCAGAUCAGUGCUUUCCAUUCUAUAGCCAGGUUUUUCCAUAGAUGGUUCUCGAUACAAUGAUCCUAUUAACUGAGUUCCUGUGUAGGAGAUAGCAGGUGGUGUGUCGAGGCAGGUCAAAGCUCUGACUUAGCACCAACUGCCAAACACCACAGUGAGGCCAGGAUGCCAUUCCUAAUUGUGAUAUGGUUAACUAAGAAGAAAACAGUUGUCUUUUGACCGCCUGUGAGUGUGUGUGCUCCCAUUGUGUGUUUUGUGCAGUGCAGGAAGUAGCUGUUUCAUUGCUUUGUUCUUUCCCCCCCAGAAUGAACAUAGGCUCUUUUCUCCUUUCCUACAUCUCACACCCUAGUAAGGUUUGUCAUUCCCAUUGAAAACUAAAGUUUCCUGAAUGGGGGGAGGGUGUGGUGGUGGUGGUGGUGGUCUGGUUGUGUGACUAGCACAACUCUGUUCUGAUAAAGGGAAGCCCACACAGAAACGAGACGAGACACGGAAGCUGCAUCCUUGUCAGUGAUGGGGAAUGCCUUUAAAAGCUUGCUUGGAGUGACUGCAGAGCUGCCAAGGCUCCGGGGCCUGGUAGUCACUUUGCCUUUUCACACAUGCAUUUUUCCUAAGUCCCCCACUCAUGGAACACAUUUGCAAGAUGUAAUCGAAGAAAAUAUUUUGAUGUGAAAAAGCAGGAUAGGUCAGAUAGGUUUGAAAGAUGAAAUUUGUGAGCUCCUUGGUCCACCUUUUGCUUUUGCUUUUUCAUGUUUACAGUAGUGAUUCUUUGGUUAAGAUUUGUAAACUGUUGAAGAUACUUGUAGAAUCAGUGUGCCAGUUGUGAAGUGAUGUGUAAUAUCUGAAGGAUACACAUUUUAAAGUUUCUUUCAAAGCAGAAUAUGGAAAUUGACAAAAAUUUUACUUACCUUUGGUACUUUAAAGUAAUUUAAGUACUUAGGUUUAAGUACAUUUUGAAAUAGUUUUGGGAAAUUCUCUUAAAAGUACCAGGAUUUUAGGGUUAAAAAUCAUGUUGGGUAGUUUAGUAGGUUGGUGACUAUGAAGUGAUAUGUGAAGUUUCUUCUUGCUUGCCUUUCCCUCCAUGAGAAAGGUUGAGCUAGAUUUUAAAGGCAUUUCUACUCUGCUUUUGCUGAGAGGUUUCACUGUCCCUUAAGACACCAUUGGCUGUUCAUACCUGAGUCAAGUACAAUUUACAUACAUAUAUAUUUUAAAAGACAAGUAAAGAGAACAUAUCUAUUAAUGAUGUGGUACAGUAAUUCAUUUGUCAGGGACUGUUUGAUCAUAAUUCCUUCCUAAUAGGUAAAGGUUUGUUAAGUAUUUUCGUAUUUCUUCUAUGUGAUUUUUUUAUGCCAUGCUAGUUCUAACCAGUCCCUUCUUUUGAAAGCUUUUCUUUCUCUGCUUUUUAAAGGAAUGAUGGUGAUCAGCAGGCAUUAUGCAGAUAUCACGUGCCUGAGAUUAAGGAGGGAAGUGUCGCAUGACUGUAUGAAAUCAUGAUAUGCCCUAUUUUGUAUUUAUUGACGUUUUUUUUGCAGGGGGGGUCCAAAAAUAUGUUUGUAAUAUAUUUACUUUUUUUAAUAUCAUGUUAAUUAAUUGGAAGAUUUAUUUUUAAUAGCUUUGCCUUUUUUGCAGAUUGAGAAAUUUCUAAAUUAUAAAUUAUGUCACAAAGCAGUUAUAUUUGGUAUCACCAUAAAUCUCUAUUCUGAGAACAGAUAAUUUGAGCAUUUCUCACCUGUGAACCUAUGUCAGUAAGCUUUUUUAAUUUUAGUGCACUGUAAUGAAAUGAUGAUGAGUAGUUUCCUCUGCUCCAAAGUGUCAUUUCGUUUGCUAAGCUGUUUUCACAUCCCAUUAUAGUCAUCACCAGAUAACUGCAUUUCCAGUGAUUUUGUUUUGUCUCCAUUGUGUACUAAUUAAAGGUUGUAGCAGAGUAGCACAUGGACUUCCCAUCAACUCUUCUUUGACAGCUAAGGGAAAGUCCUGGGUAGUCGAUUUGAACUUUUUCUGGUUAUUUGUCUCUUAGUGCUAGCUGCUUAAAAUUCUUUAGUUGUCAAAACUGAGUUUGCAGUAAGUUGCACAUUUUAUUGUUUGCAAUUUUUCUGUUUUAUGUGCAUUUAAAAGCCCUUCUCUGCUUUCUAGUAAGGAGGCAUGAAGUGAUCAGGAAUGUUGCCAGUUACAGCUUCACACCAAAAACAUUGAGUAAACUCCCUUUUGUUUAAAUGCCCAUAAUGAUAGCUGAGCAAAGGGCAGUCUUAGAAAGUACCAGUAUAGGGUGGAAUAAUUAGCAAAAACACACUUCAAGACAGCUAUCCAAGCUUGCAAUUUGCUUUGACCUUGCUGUUUCUUGUGAGUCCUUGUUGGAAGAGAGGAGAACAUAGAUAAGCCCAGAGAUAUCCAUAUGUUUUUCUUCUAGUUAUUGGAGCAAUUUUAGUCUAUUAGUAGUAGUGGGCUAUUAAUAUGCAAAGAAAGGAAUAAAAUAUUUUUACUCCAGAAAUACAAAAAUUUGUCUUUUAAAAUAGCACUUAUUGCAAGGCAAUACUGGAAUUGAAAAUAAAUCUUAUAUAAGGUCCUACAACUAGUGGAAACUAGUUUUUUAUUCUAGUGCUCAAUGCAUGAGAAACAGUGACAAGGAAAUUUCACUGUUUCUGCAGUUCUUUGGGACCAUUUGUAAAGGCCAGUUAGAUUGUGUUACCAUGAUUCAGUUUUCAAAAUUGCUGCAGUAAACAGAUGCGUUUUGUGCUCUGAGGAUCUGAUAUUCAUGGUCUGUUAUCUGUAGCAUCUGAAGAAAAAGAUGGGCUUUCUCUCCUUCAACUGUUAAUGCCAUUUUAAUGAAAGUGCUUAAGACAUUGUUUUUUCCUCUGUAAAAAUGGCUUAGCAAUUUUCACGUCUGAGUAGGUUAUGUAGCUAGCAAACAAUUCAGGAUAGUAAAUAGCAAUUACACUUAACCCACCACUUAACAGACUAUGCAAUGGAAAAAUUUUCUGAUUAUCAUCACGUAGCUUAUAGAGCAAAAGAUUAUUUUCUCCAGUAAACCUACCUUGUGGAAUACUCCUGCUUUAUAAAUGACUUCCUGAGCAAUUUCAUGUUCACAGGCAUUGUGGUGCAUCUAGCGUCCCUCUGUGAGAAGAUUGUAAUUUAAUGAGGAACAAAUAGUAGGUAUGGAGAUCAGGUUGGAAAGUGAUUUGUUUUUCCUUAAAAUUGAUAGUACCUUCUUUAUGGUUUAAGGCUAAAGAAAAAAUAUUUUAUCUUUGCCAAAUAACUAUUUAUAAGAUUUGUUUCUUAAGUAAGAAACAAUCUUACUGGAAGGUUAGGAAUCAUCAUUUUCUAUGACUUAACACUAAGGUUUUUCCUUACCAAGGCUUGUCCUCAAUUCUUUGGUUAGGAAGGAAACCAUAUCUAUGCUAUGCACCAGUGCCCUGUCCAUACAGUUUCUAGUUACAUGAAAGAAGUUACAUUUCUUUUGACCUUUAACCUGGACUUUUUAUAAAUUGACAUUAGAAUUUGAACACACGUAAGUCUCUUCCUGUCAGUUCAUUGAUCCUGCCUGUCCUCCUUCCUGUGCUCUGGCAUCAUGGUGGGUGGUGAUGGGUGAUGGACUUCAUCAGCUGUGUCCCUUUUCUCUAACUUAGUUCAAAAAGGAUGUUGUGGGUUGGUAUUGCAAAACCAGGAGGAUGUUUAUACACUAAUUAUUUAAUAGGUUUGAAAUUCUUUAAAAUUUCUUAGGUGUGUCUAGUUUUUCAGCUUCUUCAUCCUUUUUAGCCUUUCUAAAAUUUCUAUUAAGUUUUAUUAUUAAUCUGGUAUAUGUAGAAUAAUAGAAUGGUUUGCUGAAUAGUUAACAGAACGCUCCAGUUUAAUGAGACAACUUAGAGGAUUCCUUGAAAGAAAAUUUAGUCACAUUGAGCAGUGGUGAAUUCCUUUCACCACUAAUCCCUACAUUGAUCUAAAGAUUUUUUUUCCUGUCUAAAAAUACAUUUCAUGAGGAACAUAUCAUGAAUGACCAUAGAUUUUUUUUUUUUCCCCCUCUCAGUAAAUUAGAAAUAAUGGAAUCUUUACUGGCCUGCUUUAGAAAAGCAAUUUAAUGAUUUAGUAGUCUGAUCUUUUUAAGCUUUCCUAUAUCAUAUUCUGGAGGGAACCAAAAUCAUGUUUAAUAGAUUAAAGUAACAUUUUAAAUGCAGUCUUUCAAAAGAUUUAUAAUAAGAUAUCAAUGAAGAACUUAUAUGGAUAUCUGUUUAACAUUUUCCCUUCUACAGUGAGUUAAGAAAGAAAACACAAAACCUCCAAGAAUAGUUAUGUCUCUUUGUAGGUCAGACAGGGAUCCUUUUCUUUUUUGUUCACCAGCUCUUAGUUUUGAUUAGCGUUCCCCUCUGCACUGUAAUAUAGAGCUAAUAAAAGACGUGGCAUUUCAGGGAGAGAGAGUAAAUUUGGAAUGACUUUAUUUACCCUGUGUUCUCAAAUAUCUGAAAUGUUUGGGUAAUUUAAAGAACAGAUCUAAAAAGAUCUUUGAGUAAUCUAAAGUUUUGUCUGCAAAAUAGUCUUCUU